This is a messenger RNA of Mytilus californianus (California mussel), 900 nucleotides long. RefSeq lists its product as uncharacterized. The annotation marks the transcript as partial. Gene Ontology annotation, molecular function: DNA binding. The record is from RefSeq and is a predicted model, not a curated record. The transcript is spliced from 2 exons. Lineage: Eukaryota; Metazoa; Mollusca; Bivalvia; Mytilida; Mytilidae. Gene Ontology annotation, biological process: DNA integration; DNA recombination.
UUUGGCACUAUUAAUUUUAACAGCACCAAAGAUGUGACUUUUUGGGCAGCUUGCCUUGUUGCCUUCUUUUCCUUUUUCAGGAAAUCUAAUUUGUUAGUGCCAUCUUUACAAGACUUUGAUCCAAAUAGGCAUUUAAGCAGACAAAAUAUUCAAUUUCACCCUGAAGGUGUUAUAUUACACCUUAAUAAGACUAAAACUAUUCAGUUCUCUGAAAGGUCAUUGGAGGUACCAUUACCGGCUAUUAGAAAUUCUCCACUUUCCUCAUGUCCUGCGUUUUUUUUCAAAGAAGGCGGACAGAUUGUUCCUCUAACUCACUCUAGCUUUCUUACCAGGUUAAAAGAUUCUUUGAAGGAAAUAGGCAUUGACCCAACACAGUAUUCAGGCCAUAGUUUUUGCAGGGGUGGAGCAUCAUUUGCCUUUCAAUGUGGGAUUCCAGGGGAAUUAAUACAAGCCCAAGGUGACUGGAAAAGUGAUACAUACAAAAGGUAUCUGGACCCUUCCUUUUCCUACCAACAACAAGUGAUGAAGUCCUUUGCUAAAGCCCUUCAACAGUAACUUCUACUUUCUACUAUUUGGUUUGGGCGUUUCAUUUGGAGUACCACAGAUUUUUCAAAGACUGUUUGUGCAAAAUGAAAAUAUUAUUGUUUCAUUGUUAAUUGUCUUUAUAUAUGAUGCAAAGAUUAAUUAAACUGUGGUUAUUUGCCCAAACCUGUAUUAUGUUUUCCUCUACCUAUGUCUAUGUGGUUAUACAUGACGGUAGGAGUAUGAGACUCUAUUCAGCUUGGUUCUUGCAGUGGCUGUAUAAGAUCUGAUCUUGCUUCAAACCAUGUUAUAGCACCCCACCAUUUAUGAGUUCACAUUAGUUGUCACACAUACACACUACAUUUAUAUAAGGCCAAG